UCAAUCGGCAUCAAAAAAGCACACGACAGCUUGCUUAAUUUAAGUCCAUUUCACCCCUAGGACCACGCCUCCUCACGCAAAGAACGCCCAAGGCAUACCUCAUCCCGAAAACCCGCACAGAAGAAGUCCCAAAGUCGAUGAUGAGCUGAGACGCCAGCAUCGCAUUGGGCAAUAAUUUACACAACCGACUUCCCCACACAGGGAUCGAGCAGAUGUCCUGCCUUCUUCCUCGGCAACAAUGGGCCUCGUCCUCGCCGUGUGGAGGGUCGUUGUCGACGUAGCCAGCUUCUGGCGCAAGAAACUUCUUUCUUGGUAUUCGAGCCGCAACCCCGUCGACCUAUGGCUGCAUCUCCUGCGCGAGGCCACCACCUACGAAGAGUGGGAGGAGGCGUCUCUCCAUCUCGACAACCUCCUCGGCCUCGACCUAUGGCGCAACAACCCAACAUCAAAGUACUAUGACUGGAGGCUCCUCACGUCUCGCCUGCACUCCCUGAUCGAAGCGCGAGAGGAGGGUGACUUUACGACACUGGUCAACCUCCUUCGAUCGGGUCUCGUCCGGAACCUGGGCAACAUCACCAGCCCCAAACUGUACAACCGCGCUCUUUCGGGUACCAAAUACCUCAUCGAGGAGUACAUCACGCAGGUCGCCGAAUCGAUCGAGGAGAUAUCGACGCUGCCCACAAGCCACAUUAAUGGCUACCCCACUGGGGACACGGUCCUCACCAACCAGAUGAAACUGGAUUUCAUACACGAUACCCGACAAGCAUUCGGCCGGAGCACGCUCGUCCUGCAGAGCGGCGCCAUGUUUGGCCUCUGCCAUCUCGGCGUCGUCAAAGCUCUGUUCUUGAGAGGGCUGCUGCCGCGCAUCAUCACCGGCACGGCGACAGGCGCCCUGGUGGCCGCGCUGGUGGCCAUUCAUACCACGGAGGAGAUGCCAGCUGUGCUCAAGGGAGAAGGGAUCGAUUUGUCUGCCUUUGCGUCAGUGCUGAGCGCCGCCGGAGCUGCUGAGCGAAAGGGCCUGCGGUCGAGGUGGGAUACACUCACGAGGAGGGUCAGACGCUUCGUCCGUGAGGGAUACUUCUUCGACGUCAAGGUCUUGGAGGACUGCGUCCGAGCCAACGUUGGCAACUUGACCUUUGAGGAAGCAUACAAUCGCAGCAAGAGGGUGCUCAACAUCACGGUGGCCACGGGGAGUCACGGCGGUGUGCCUACGCUGCUCAACUACCUGACAGCACCCAACGUCCUCAUCUGGACGGCGGCCGUUGCCUCGAAUGCAUCAUCGCCAACUCUCUAUGGCGCGGGCAAGACGACCCUCCUGUGCAAGGACCUUGACGGAAACAUUGUGCCAUGGGCUCCCGCGAACAUGGCCGACUUCCACCACUGGACGCACAUCUCCUACAACGACCGUGACUCGCCUCUGCGACGCAUCGCCGAGCUGUUCAACGUGAACCACUUCAUCGUGAGUCAAGCGAGACCGUACCUCAUUCCGUUCCUCCAAUCAGACAUGCAUGGCCCUGCGGUUCUCGAAUCGAAAAGCUGGACCACCCAGCUGUCCGCCCUCAUGAUCCGCGUGGUGGGCCUGGAGAUUCGGCAUCGUCUGCGUCAGCUCGAUACGCUGCGUCUACUUCCCGCGAGUAUCCGGCGUUUCUUGGUCGACGAGCAAAUCCCCGCCGCGUCCAUGACCUUGGCGCCCGAAGUGACGGCAUCCGAUUUCAUCCGUCUCCUCGAGACACCGACCCGCGAGACGGUCAACUACUGGAUACUCAGGGGGGAGAGGAGUGUGUGGCCGGCCGUGGCGGCGCUACGGAUACGCUGCGCCGUUGAGAAUGAGUUGGACCGGUCGUAUCAGGUCGUGCGCAAGCUCAAGGCGGGUGGGCUCAGGCGCAAAGGCAGUAUGCCCGGGACUAUUGAGCCUGCCCAGUGAACAAAUCAAAACUGUAGGAUUGUUCUUUUAUCUCUUGCGUGUUCAUAUUGGGUCCGGCCAGAACGACUCAUAAUCUCGGUGGAAUUGUUGUCGGAUGCAUUAUACAUCCAUGAUUCUUCUGUCAUCUAUAGUGCAUGCUGGCCCACGACAUCCGGCCAUCAGUGUCAUCUGACGAUACUAGGAAGGUUUGGUGGCGGCGCUUAACCCUCAGAGUCUUGGGGCUUGUCCAG
Molecule: messenger RNA, 2154 nt
Organism: Emericellopsis atlantica
Lineage: Eukaryota; Fungi; Ascomycota; Sordariomycetes; Hypocreales; Bionectriaceae
Exons: 3
Coding region: 239-1924 (561 amino acids)
Biological process (GO): lipid metabolic process
Molecular function (GO): triacylglycerol lipase activity
Source: RefSeq, a predicted model, not a curated record